GACGAUAAAGGGGGGAGGGAGACACAGAGGCGUUGGAAAGGAGAUGUGAAAGGCAAUACCACGUCAAGAAGGAAUCCUUCAAGUCAACCAGUUGAUCUUGCGAAAAAGUGCAUGCCAUCUUAUUCAGGACUGACGACACUUGCAGGAGCGCUGGACUCCAUAUGCCACCGAACGUGUUUGUCCUAGAGGGCAAGGGGGGAUCAGCCUCUCCUCCUGCCAUCAUUAUUCUCUUUGGCUGGCUCGGAGCACCUGAAAAACACCUGAUGAAGUACGGGGAUAUGUAUCGCUCAGCGACGAGCGGCAUUAUUAUCGGGACAACAGCGUCCCCGUUGGAUAUCAUGCUGAGGAACGAUCGUAAGCUUUGCGAGGUCGGGAUCGAAGCCUUCCGAAAGGCUUCAUCAGCUCUGCAUGUGCAUGGAGAUGAAGCAAAGCUAUACAUCCAUUGCUUUUCCAACGGUGGAGCGUUCUUAUGGGACGCCUUGAGGAGAAGGAUUGAGCGAUGCAUCGAGGCGAAAGAUGGAUACUCCAAUCCAGAUGCCGAGCUGCUAAAGUUCACUCACUCAAGGCUUGCAGGGCAGAUUUUUGACUCGUCGCCGUGCUAUCUGGUGCCAAGCAAGGGAUUAUCUGCCAUUGGCAUUGCCAUCAACAGUCUCAUGCCUCGCUUGUUGGUUCAGACAUUUUUCUUCCUGCAAGUCACCUUUCAGGCCUUGUAUGAUUUUUUCACAUUACAGCGACAACUGCCUCAGCGAUGGUGGGACUCCUUGAUAAAAUCACCUGCGAUCGGCAAAGAACUUUACCUUUACUCUGAUUCAGACCAACUUCUUGAUAAGAAUCACCUGGAGAUGCUAAUUGCAAAGCGGCGGGAAAGAAAAGUUCUAGUCGAGUCUCAUUUGUUUCAUGGAGCCGGCCAUGUCCAAUUGUUUAGAAAUGAACCUCAAGAGUAUUCUAAGAGAUGUCUCGCGUUUUGUGAUCUAUAGAUUUGAGACUG
Messenger RNA from Guillardia theta CCMP2712, 988 nucleotides. RefSeq lists its product as hypothetical. The record is from RefSeq and is a predicted model, not a curated record. The transcript has 3 exons. The coding region runs from base 162 to 977 and encodes 271 amino acids. NCBI's taxonomy places the organism in Eukaryota, Cryptophyceae, Pyrenomonadales, Geminigeraceae.